CCUCCUUAAUGCCCUGUAUGUCCCUGAUCGGUAUGGGUAGUUUGGAUGGACUCGAGUCCCUGUACACAAGCACCCAACCAGGGGAGAUAACUCUCAUCUUCACUUCUGUUGCAGACAAGAAAGAGAAACAAAACAGUUUCUGAGUGCAUUUUGACAUUUAGCAAAAUGCCAAGAUGUUGAUUGUGUGUCGUAUUGACACACAGUCUUACUGUCAUCAGUUGUGUUGAAGUAUCUAAAUGUGUAACUGGUGACAUACGUAGUUGCUACUGAUUUUCUUUUGAUGUGUUAUCAAGGAAAAAGAUACAGCGAGUAUGGUUUUACCCUAAUGUUAGCAUUAUUCCAGAAAUGGGCUUCAUGGGUAUCAAUGAAGGGAAUCAGACCUGGGGCUUUAUCCUGGCCCCCUGAAAAAAAGAAAUGCGGGUGAUAUUGAUGUACAUAUAUGAAAGACAUUUGCACAUAAAUGAUAUGUGAAGAAUGAAUAGGAUGUCAUUUGUAGAAUCAUCAAAAUGCAGCUAGAACCAAAUAACUAACACAAAUAUUACAAAAUGAAAAAGAAAAAUGAGAACCACAAGAUUGAUCUGAGGGAGAAUGACAACUUUGGAAUAUUGUUUUGUUCAGUGAUGAUUUAUCCAUAUAUAUAUGUACUGUUUUGUUCAGUGAUGAUUUAUCCAUAUAUAUAUGGUUUUGCUCAGUGAUGAUUUAUCCAUAUAUAUACGGUUUUGUUCAGUGAUGAUUUAUCCAUAUAUAUACGGUCUGACGUCUCCUUACUGCCAACAACAUCUUGUGCCACCGUCCUGCUCGUGUACCCAUCCUGAGAGAUCGUCAUCGACAGGCCCGACUGCAAUGGGCAAGGCAGCAUCAAAAUUGGCGUCAACAGCAAUGGAGAAGAAUCAUCUUCACUGAUGAAAGUCCCUACUGUGUUUCAACGGUGGAUGGCAGUCAGGGUCUGGCAAAGGAGGGGCGAACAUUAUGCUGAUGCUUGUGUUAUGGAACGAGACCCGUGGGGCGGACCAAGCAUCAUGGUUUUGGGUGGAAUCGGACUGAACCAGAGAGUGGGAGCUGUGGUCUUUCAGAAUAUUGGUCCAGGCAGGGGUAAGGGCAUCACAGCUCUCUGCUACAUUGACCAAGUCCUCAGACUCCAUAUCGUGCCUUUUUUGGCCCGUCAUCAAAACCACACCUUUCAGCAAGACAACGCCCGUCCCCACACUGCCAGAGUCACCAGGGACUUCCUCCAGCAGCACAACAUCCAAAUCAUGCCUGGGCCUGCCCUCAGUCCGGAUUUGAAUCCCAUUGAACACUUGUGGGAUGAGAUCCAACGCCGACUCAACGACGUACGCCCAAGGCCGACAAAUGCAGCAGAACUGCGUGUAGCGUUCCUGAGGAUAUGGGCCCAUAUCCCAAUGGCCUACAUUAACAGACUUGUCCACUCCAUGUACAGGAGAUGUGUGGCUGUAGUCAACGCCCAUGGGUGGCCACACCAGGUCGGCUUGGCUGUAGACUGGACAGGAGGAGCCAUGCUCACGGCUCACCCAUCACAAAGACAUUUGACACCGGGGAUGAUUGUGACCACUUCAGUAACAGCCACUUCAGGGAGUAACGUCAACAGUGUCAAGGGGUCAACCAAUGGGAACAAGUCUCAGUCCAUACAAGGGCCCACUCAAGGCCAGGCAACAGCUCUCGUAGGGGGCAAGCCUGCUGUGAUGUCGGCCCAGGCUGCUGCCCAACCUCUAGUGCUGGGACAGAUAGGUGCCGUGUUCUCGGGACAAGGAACGAACAACCCUAACUUCGUGGCCCAGGUGGCGUCCUCCAAGGGCCAGGCAGUUUCCCUCUCCCACCCGGGCCAGCCACAGCUCAUCACAUCACAGGCGCCACUUCGGCUCAGUCAGCCACAGUUGGUCACAAACACAGGCCAGAUCAUCACAUCGCAGCCCAUGCUCACCAAUCAGGCUGUACUUCAGGCCAUGGCUAGUUUGCAGCAAGGCUUCCCAUUGGCUGCCCACCAGCCCCUAUUGAACCAUGCACAAUCCCCAGCCAUCCUGGCUGGCCAAUCACUGUAUAUCAGGACAGCUAAUCCCAUUCAGACACAGCAAAGCAUGAUGGCAGCUAAUAUGCAGGCAGCCUUGGCCAAUAGUAUGAAGGGUGGCAAGAUGGAGAUGCCACAGAACCUACAAGUAAACACAAAACCCAGUGGAGGUUCUUCAAAAAGCUCAUCACAAACUGGAAAAACACUCCUACCAUCUAAGGCAACCACUGCCAAAAUCCCACCUACUCACAUAUCUGGCCAAGCCACGAAACUGAACAUACCAACUGUCAUCCCCAAACAGUCAAAAGGACGGACAAAAUCCCAGUCCAAGUCCUCAUCGUCAGUCCCCUCCACCCCAACCAGUACAAAAACACCCCCUGUCAGUCACUCCAAACCAGCCACACCCACAAACCAACCCACCAUUGUUGUGCCCCCAGCAAAGAGCCAAUCAGAUUCUGAGGUGGAAAGGGCAAAGAAGUCGACACCACCUCCUGACAUUACUUCCACUAAGGAGAAGUCGGGGAGCGUGACUGUUGACGAAGGAAGCCCAGAGGAAAAGGACAAAGACGUUAUUGAUGACAAUGAUAAGCCACCAGUUAUCACGAAGGAGGUGGAGACGCCGAUGGACACAUCGAUGCCAGAUAAGCCGCCUCCACCGCUGGAGCCAGCCACAGUUGUGGAAAAGCAGAAAGCUAUUGUGAAGCCCCACAUCCUGACUCACAUCAUCGAGGGCUUCGUCAUACAGGAGGGACCAGAACCCUUCCCAGUGCAGCGGUCGUCCCUGCUGACGGAGUUCAUCCCCCCCAAACCUACUCGUACCGACAAGGACUCAGAUGAGGAGCUGAGUGAAUCCCUCAUGGACCUGCCGCCCCCGCUUCUGGAGCCUGAAGGCUUGCCAACACGGAGCAGCACCGAGACCCAACUGCAGCCCAAUAUGCUGAAGUGCGAGUACUGCGGCAAAAUGGCCACUGCCGUCAAGUUCCGGCGCUCUAAGCGGUUCUGCUCCAUGGCAUGUGCCAAGCGCUAUAACGUGGCCUGCUCUAGACGUGUUGGCUUGUUCAAGAACAAAGCAGGUACAGUGAAGCUGGUCAAGAAGAGGAAGCAUCCCCUGGCGGUUAGGAAAGGCUGGCGACCGGGAAGAGGGGGCCGCCUCGCUUACAACAUCAAUAUGAGACUGCCAGAGGAGGCCAGCAGUUCUAACAGUGGUCAGGAGGAGACCAGUUCCUCUCCCACCUCCCCUAUCCCCUUGCCGGACAUGGAGAUGGACACUCUCUCGCCAUCCUCAGAACCAUCCAAGUGGACGGUGAUGGAGGUGUAUGAGUUCAUCAAGUCGCUGCCGGGCUGCGCCACCUAUGCGGAGGAGUUCCUCUCCCAGGAGAUCGACGGCCAAGCACUGCUGUUGCUAAAGGAGGACCAUCUGAUGACGGCCAUGAACAUCAAGCUUGGCCCCGCUCUCAAGAUCUGUGCCCGCAUAUCCAGCCUCAAGGACGAGUGCGUGUAACACUCACAGUGCUGUGCUCAAAGACAGGCAAACCAUGUUAUACCUUGCUGUGCAACACUCCCGAGAUGGAAAACAUUUGUGAUUUGAAGAGACUGGUGUCACAACGUAAAUUGAUCCAUGGCAGGGGUGUGUCCCUGUGUGAUGACUGGACAUGGUUUGAACAGGCAGCUAUCACAUCAGUGGAACAUGUCAUAUCCAGCUGCGCCUGUAUCUUCCACCAAGCUGAGCCACAUGGCUUCAUACAUCAUCACCAGCCUUUAUAAACUAUACCAGCUCAUGUUGCACACAUGGACAUUGCUUUGUAGUUGAGAGCACAGCUUGUUGUUAGAGGUACACCUUCACCCAGAUGAGUUCUACAAGUGCAGUGCCAUUGCUCCUGUUCAAGUCAACAUUUGUAGAAUUGUUGGUCACACAAGACUGAUGGGUGUCAGUCAGGGCUUGUAGUAUGGGCCUAGACUCAACUAUACCAGAACCAAAGAUACAUGUGUAAGCAAUCCAGUUUCAGAUAAGAGUAAUAGUCAUUGGGAAAACAUCACCCCAAUUUACUGUUGUAUGUCAUUUUACAUGUUACAUCCUUUCUAUGUAGUGUAAUUAGCCCCAUGUAACUACACAGUAUCCUGUACCUAUUUAGUCACCUAUUCAUUAUGUAUGAGCCAAGCAACAGUCAUCCACACCCGACCUGUCUACCCAGAGUUCCCUCCCCUGUGCCAGGCCUUGUGGUAAGGCAGGACACAAAUGUUCUACAGUCUCUGUAACAAUAGUGCUGAACUGAACCAUUACUCAUUCUAAGAGGCAUUAUGCUGUAACACACUCAAAAUGUUGAUAGUAAAUCCACUCCUGUCUGGGGCCUGUGGAGCUUUCCACUGGAAGGGUGUCUUGCCUCAGUAGCUUUCUCCGGGUUAAAGAGAUUUAUAGUAAGAUGGGAUUGUUUCCGGUCUCUCAUAAAAAAUAGUUUGAUGGCACUCACUGAAUAUUCUAUUUAUUGUACAAUUCAAGGUAUACAUGCAUGUUUCUUCUCAAACAGCACUGAAUACCAUAAAUGUUAGGAAACUGUUCCAGUUUUAGAAAUAGAAAAAAACACUUGUUCCUGAUGACUGCAAAACAAGAUCUAAAAAGAUUUCUAAUUGUUUGUUUAAUCGGAUUAAUUCAUAUCAUGAGUUGCUCAAUAUUUAUUUCAUCAAUGGUGUGAUAUUAUUUACUGGUAGAGAAGUGAUCAUCUAACAUAUUUUGGGGCACAAGAUUUCAGAGGCUUCAGGUUCUCCUUUUAGAAUUGUUUGUUCCAUACACAAGAUGGUUUCCAGGAGAUAAGACUUCAAAAGGAUCAUUUUAAGAAUUUCAGGAUCUUUCAGAUAUUUUUGUAUUUGAAAUAGAACUUUACCAUGAUGCUAGUGAUUACCGUGCAGCACAUUUUAAAGUUGUAAUCAAUAUAGCUUUAGUUAUGCCAACUGUGGAUCUAUUAUGCAUAAUUUUAUUAUUGACCAUAUUCAUCCAGGAAUGAUAGACCACAAUACCGUAUCAUUCUCACACUUUUUUACUGUCAUGACCAACAUGCUUGAAUCUCACACCUUGCCAAUGUUAAACCUUGUACAUAAGCAGAAACCUACAACUGUACAUACAGCUUUGUAAUAUUUGUAGCAUUGUCAUUUUCUACUUCACAGAAUCUGUAGCAACCCGCCUCCUUAUUAACUUUUCAAUAUGUAAAAUAACUACUUAGCCUACUGCCAGGUCAAAGCAUGUGAUGAUGUUCACUGCCGGGUCAAAGCAUGUGAUGAUGUUCACUGCCAGGUCAAAGCAUGUGAUGAUGUUCAUUGCCUGGUCAAAGCAUGUGAUGAUGUUCACUGUCAGGUCCAAGCAUGUGAUGAUGUUCACUGCUGGAUUAAAGCAUGUGAUGAUGUUCACUGCCAGGUCCAAGCAUGUGAUGAUGUUCACUGCCAGGUAAAAGCAUGUGAUGAUGUUCACUGCCGGAUUAAAGCAUGUGAUGAUGUUCACUGCCGAAUUAAAGCAUGUGAUGAUGUUCACUGCCAGGUCAAAGCAUGUGAUGAUGUUCACUGCCGGAUCAAAGCAUGUGAUGAUGUUCACUGCCAGGUCAAAGCAUGUGAUGAUGUUCACUGCCGGAUCAAAGCAUGUGAUGAUGUUCACUGCCAGGUCAAAGCAUGUGAUGAUGUUCACUGCCGGAUUAAAGCAUGUGACAGUGUUCAUUGCCAGGUCAAAGCAUGUGAUGAUGUUCACUGCCAGGUCAAAGCAUGUGAUGAUGUUCACUGCUGGAUUAAAGCAUGUGAUGAUGUUCACUGCCAGGUCAAAGCAUGUGAUGAUGUUCACUGCAAGGUCAAAGCAUGUGAUGAUGUUCACUGCCGAAUUAAAGCAUGUGAUGAUGUUCACUGCCAGGUCAAAGCAUGUGAUGAUGUUCACUGCCAGGUCAAAGCAUGUGAUGAUGUUCACUGCCGGAUCAAAGCAUGUGAUGAUGUUCACUGCCAGGUAAAAGCAUGUGAUGAUGUUCACUGCCAGGUCAAAGCAUGUGAUGAUGUUCACUGCCGGAUUAAAGCAUGUGACAGUGUUCAUUGCCAGGUCAAAGCAUGUGAUGAUGUUCACUGCCGGGUCAAAGCAUGUGAUGAUGUUCACUGCCGGAUUAAAGCAUGUGACAUUGUUCACUGCCAGGUCAAAGCAUGUGAUGAUGUUCACUGCCGGGUCAAAGCAUGUGAUGAUGUUCGCUGCCGGGUCAAAGCAUGUGGUGAUGUUCACUGCCGGGUCAAAGCAUGUGAUGAUGUUCACUGCCGGAUCACUCGUCACGAUAUGGCUGAAAUAUUGCCGAUGUAAUGUAAAGCUUUAACUCACUCACUCACUGCCGGAUCAAAGCAUGUGAUGAUGUUCACUGCGAGUUCAAAGCAUGUGAUGAUGUUCACUGCCAGUUCAAAGCUUGUGAUGAUGUUCACUGCCAGGUCAAAGCAUGUGAUGAUGUUCACUGCCGGGUCAAAGCAUGUGAUGAUGUUCACUGCCAGUUCAAAGCAUGUGAUGAUGUUUACUGCCAGAUUAAAGCAUGUGAUGAUGUUCACUGCCAGGUCAAAGCAUGUGAUGAUGUUCACUGCCGGGUCAAAGCAUGUGAUUGUGUUCACUGCCGGAUUAAAGCAUGUGGUGAUGUUCACUGCCGGGUCAAAGCAUGUGAUUGUGUUCACUGCCGGAUUAAAGCAUGUGGUGAUGUUCACUACCGGGUCAAAGCAUGUGAUUGUGUUCAUUGCCAGGUCAAAGCAGAUGGUCGUGUUCACUGACUGUAUGCUUGUAGUGAUAUCUGAUAGAUACUGGGAUCGUCUCUGUGCGUAAUGGAGCAAGGGAGGCCACCUUUUGUUUAACAUGUCAUCAAAAAACAGGUGUACUUUGUCAUUAUCGUUUCCUUUUGUUAAACUUACAUAGUCAUCAAUGUGUGUCUUGUGCCAUUUUGUUGAAGUAUCUGUACAAUUUUAUUGUGUGGCUUGAUCAGUUCAUGUCCUACCAUACACUCAGUGAUAAAUAGUUGUCUCCGGGUAGAUCAGUUUCUGGUUGCAGGGUGUAUGGUAUCAGAAAAUAAGGGACAACUUAUAGCCUAUCAUCAUCUGUACUUCCAGGGCUAACAUCUUGGUCAACCUGCACUAACCCCUGGAUUCGUUCCUGUGGUUCUCGCAAUCUCAAGUAACACCACCUUGAUUUUAAUUUGGCAAUUUGAUUGGCUACACUACUAGGUCUAACGUACCAAUCAGAAUGUGAGUUACAAACCAGUCUCAAAGUUGGGUUGGCCAGUUCUAUUGAGUAUGGUUGGGAACGCGAGAAAUUCAACAUUCAAAAACUGACUGAAUUUAUUUUUUUUAAUGGAAAGGAUGUCUUCAUGUCCAUUAAAACUGGUGGUGGCUUUGGUUUCUAGGUAAUAUAGUUACCUCCCUGUUGAUGUUAGAUUGGUCGGUAAAGUGUCAUUGAAAAUCAAGGGUGGGUUAUUUGCGAUGGCAAAAACCUCGGGGAUGAAUCCAUGGGUUAGUGUAGGUUUAUUGAAAUGCUAGCCCUGGAGAUUUAGAGGAUGAUACAUACAGUAUAAAAAAAACAAAACAUUUGUACAAUACAGUGAGGUGCAGUGGAUUGUCAAGUGGUUAAAGCAUUUCGGCACUGUGCCACUCUCCAUGUGGGUAACAUACUAAAAGCAGUGAAAAAACUUGCACCCUCAAUACACUGCAGAUGUUAACCAUCCUGUCUUGUGUGUUUUGUAUGCUUCUGUAUUUUUCUUUGUUAAUGCUGAGACCAAGUCUGUAGACUUACUUAUUUAUGGUGCUGAAUAAAUAUCAUACAGCAAA
Molecule: messenger RNA, 7834 nt
Organism: Haliotis rufescens (red abalone)
Lineage: Eukaryota; Metazoa; Mollusca; Gastropoda; Lepetellida; Haliotidae
Product: polyhomeotic-like protein 1
Exons: 11
Coding region: 903-3524 (873 amino acids)
Cellular component (GO): PRC1 complex; nucleus
Molecular function (GO): protein binding; nucleic acid binding; zinc ion binding
Source: RefSeq, a predicted model, not a curated record